CGAGAAAUAACAAUGGUGACUGACGUGCAGCUGGCCAUCUUUGCCAACAUGUUGGGUGUGUCUCUGUUCCUGCUGGUGGUUCUAUAUCACUAUGUAGCUGUCAACAACCCCAAGAAACUGGAGUAGAACUGCCCUAAAGAGGAGCUGGCAGCUGAGGGGGACCAGAGAGAGACGCAGUGAAACGCCUCUCCUCACAGGUGGCGGCUGAGGGGGACCAGAGAGAGACGCCUCUCCUCACAGGUGGCGGCUGAGAGGGACCAGAGAGAGACGCCUCUCCUCACAGGUGGCGGCUGAGAGGGACCAGAGAGAGACGCCUCUCCUCACAGGUGGCGGCUGAGGGGAACCAGAGAGAGCAGCAGCCUUUUCUUCAUUGUUCAUCUUUCCUCCUUCCCUGUCUGUCUCUCCCAGCCUGUACAGGAGUGUUUUCUAAUAAAAUGCCUGUCAACAAAUGCC
Oncorhynchus gorbuscha (pink salmon) is the source of this 453-nucleotide messenger RNA. RefSeq names its product dolichyl-diphosphooligosaccharide--protein glycosyltransferase subunit 4. NCBI's taxonomy places the organism in Eukaryota, Metazoa, Chordata, Actinopteri, Salmoniformes, Salmonidae. The transcript is spliced from 3 exons. The record is from RefSeq and is a predicted model, not a curated record. The coding region runs from base 13 to 126 and encodes 37 amino acids. Gene Ontology annotation, cellular component: oligosaccharyltransferase complex.